AUGAUUAACACCGCUGAGGUUGUUACAGAUACCGAUCACGGCGAGGUAGUGGUCCUUAUUGAAGCUGAUAUGGUUUUGAACAGCUUGGAUUACGUUGCUGAUGUACCAUGCGAUAUGCAGGUAAGCCAGCUUCGCGGAUGCCAUAUGCAUGCAAGGCUCUGAAU
Messenger RNA from Strongylus vulgaris, 164 nucleotides. NCBI's taxonomy places the organism in Eukaryota, Metazoa, Nematoda, Chromadorea, Rhabditida, Strongylidae. The record is from the annotation of a GenBank genome assembly.